AUGGAGAGUCUUCCACGUGAGAUCAUGCUCAACAUACUUUCUAAACUACCCACACCAUCCUUACUCAAUGCUAAGCUUGUAAGCCGAUCAUGGAAGAACUUAGCUGAAGACCCAAUUCUUAUUGAUCUCCAUUUCACCCAUAUGGCUUCAAAUAAUACCAAUCCAUGUCUCAUCUUACAUGGUGACUAUCCCAUUCAAAACCAGCUCUAUGCUCUAUACUUGUAUCCUCACAACAACAACGUUGGGCUAGUGAAAAGCAUUUCUUCACCUCCAGUGCCUGAUUUCAACGUCGCAGCUUCUUGCAAUGGCUGGCUAUGCUUAUCUAAUUCUUCGAAGAACACAUUCCAUUUGUACAAUCCUUUCAAUAGUGACUUCAUGGAGCUGCCGAAGUCUGCUCAUGAUCAGAGUUCUGAUUUCUGCACAGUACUUGGAUUUGGGUUCCAGGCAGAGACAAAGGAGUAUAAAAUUCUGAAGCUUUCCCGUGUUUCAGGGAAUGUUAGAGGCCAUAGGAUUUGUGGUUACGGUCCACCACCAAAUGCUGAGAUCUUGACAUUGGGUAGCCUAACUUGGAGAAGCUUAGGACAGAUAAAUUAUGAUCCAGUUCAGUCUGCAUCACAGGUUAUGGUUAAUGGGAGACUUCAUUGGGUCAAUUGGCCAUUAAGACAUCAUCACAAUCAUAGGCUCAUCUCUUUUGACUUAUCAGAAGAGAAAUUUCGAUUGGUGCCAUGUCCAAACUCAGCAGCUGGCUUUGAAGGCCACGGUUACCACAGGCUCAUGCUGGUCAACAGAGGAGGAUGUCUCUCUGUAGUUUCUAAUAUCAAUUAUGGAUCGUUUGAGAUUUGGGUAAUGAAGGAAUAUGGAGUGAGGCAGUCUUGGAGAAAAGAGUUCAAUAUAAGUAGUGAGAUUCCAAGAGAAUUGGAAGAAGAAGUUGAUCCUUCCUUUAAAAUUUCGAGAUUGUAUAGGAGGUCUUUUACUCGAGUUGUUUGUAGCAUGAAAAAUGGUGAAAUUUUGCUGCAAUACAAGUGUAGGACAUUGGUUGCUUAUGAUCCAAGGCAUGGGACGUUUACGAAUAUUAAAAUUCCAGGAAUGCCAAAUAUGUUUGAAGCAGUUGCUCAUGGUGGUAAUCUUAAUGGCAUUGACAGGCUGCUUACUGGCCUAUAA
Molecule: messenger RNA, 1161 nt
Organism: Manihot esculenta (cassava)
Lineage: Eukaryota; Viridiplantae; Streptophyta; Magnoliopsida; Malpighiales; Euphorbiaceae
Product: F-box protein At3g07870
Exons: 1
Coding region: 1-1161 (386 amino acids)
Molecular function (GO): protein binding
Source: RefSeq, a predicted model, not a curated record